This is a messenger RNA of Cricetulus griseus (Chinese hamster), 2824 nucleotides long. Lineage: Eukaryota; Metazoa; Chordata; Mammalia; Rodentia; Cricetidae. The record is from RefSeq and is a predicted model, not a curated record.
AUGGGUCCCAGGCGACCAGAGCGCCCGGGGCCCAGAACGGUUGAGAUCCUCGUUUGCUGUUUCCAGAGUGAGAGCGAGUGCUGUGCGGCAGAACUCGUGACCGAGGUUCAGGCGCGACUGCCAGUUGUUUGGGGAGUAGUGACAGGCCCCAGGGGGCUGAGGCCAGGGCCCCGCGUGCAAGCCCGCCCAGGCGCCUCGGGAUCCCGGAGUAAGUUCCUACCCUCCGUCGCCUCCCAGCCUCUGCAGACAGCCCUCACCUCCCCAGCGCUGCUGGCCCAGUGCUUCCCACUGCCGCCUCUCCGGCCCCCAAUCUGGGUGCUCCUAGAGCGGCUCUCGGGUUCCCUCGAGGCCGGAAACCGCCUGGGCCCGGACUGGAAUGCCUUGGACCCAGCGGAGGAGGGAGGCGGCCAAACUUUCAGCAGAGCAGAAAGGCAGCGGCGGGCCGAGCUGCUGCCCGGGCCUGCUCAUCUCUCUCCCCCUCUCCCCUUUCCUCCCUCUCCUCCCCGCGCUCCCUCAGGCCGCAUUUUAGAUAUCCCCUGCAAAGUGUGUGGUGACCGCAGCUCCGGGAAGCACUACGGGGUCUACGCCUGCGAUGGCUGCUCUGGGUUCUUCAAGAGGAGCAUCCGAAGGAAUAGGACCUAUGUCUGCAAGUCUGGAAACCAGGGAGGAUGCCCGGUAGACAAGACGCACAGAAACCAGUGCAGGGCGUGUCGACUGAAGAAGUGUUUGGAAGUCAACAUGAACAAAGAUGCCGUGCAGCAUGAGCGGGGUCCUCGGACAUCCACCAUCCGCAAACAGGUGGCCCUCUACUUUCGUGGGCACAAGGAAGACAAUGGGGCCGCUGCACACUUCCCCUCGGCAGCGCUGCCAGCUCCUGCUUUCUUCACUGCCGUCACGCAGCUGGAGCCGCACGGUCUGGAGUUGGCCGCUGUAUCUGCCACCCCUGAACGGCAGACCCUUGUGAGCCUGGCUCAACCCACGCCCAAGUAUCCCCACGAAGUGAACGGGACCCCAAUGUAUCUCUAUGAAGUGGCCACAGAGUCAGUGUGUGAAUCGGCUGCCAGGCUUCUCUUUAUGAGCAUCAAAUGGGCAAAGAGUGUGCCAGCCUUUUCCACAUUGUCUUUGCAAGACCAGCUGAUGCUUUUGGAAGAUGCUUGGAGAGAACUGUUUGUUCUAGGAAUAGCACAAUGGGCCAUUCCGGUUGAUGCUAACACUCUACUGGCUGUAUCUGGCAUGAAUAGUGACAACACAGACUCCCAGAAGCUGAACAAGAUCAUAUCUGAAAUACAGGCUUUGCAGGAGGUGGUGGCUCGGUUCAGACAGCUCCGAUUAGAUGCCACUGAAUUUGCCUGUCUAAAAUGCAUUGUCACUUUCAAAGCUGUUCCCACACACAGCGGUUCUGAACUGAGAAGUUUCCGGAAUGCUGCCGCCAUUGCAGCGCUUCAAGAUGAAGCCCAGCUAACUCUCAACAGCUACAUUCAUACCAGAUACCCCACUCAACCCUGCCGCUUUGGGAAACUCCUGUUGCUUUUACCAGCUUUACGUUCAAUUAGCCCAUCCACCAUAGAAGAAGUGUUUUUCAAAAAAACCAUCGGCAACGUGCCAAUUACAAGACUGCUUUCAGAUAUGUACAAAUCCAGUGACAUCUAAGAUCUCCAGUACUCACUUUCCAAAAUGGGGCAGUAGCAGACGGACUUCUACCACGCCCGACAAAGCCUCAACUAACAGACCCUCCUGGAAGGAGAAACCUGGAAAUGAGUUGCCUUCAGGAAAAAAUGCCAGUGGACAUAAAACAAUAACUGUGACCCACUGCUCCACAGAAGCAGGACAUCUGGUAAAGCAGGUGGUAUAGCGGUCACUGUUGCCAUGCCCUGGAAUGGGUGACCUGGGGCCACCAUAGGCCAAGCCAGCCGUUCUGCCUCUACCCGGAAGAUCCAGCUGAACUAUUCAAAGUUGAAAGACAAGUCCCACUUUCUGUUCCUUUUUAGCACAUCACGUCAGUUGAUCAACAAUAGCUUUGUGUAUCAUCAUACUGCGGCCUUCGGAACUCGGUCGGGUUGGAGCAUUUACUUUAAAAAUAAUGCUUAGGUUUUAAAUCAAAAGUAUUAUCAAAAGUUUCCCUUCUAUCAUAAUACUUCAUUAAGUGGCCUUCAGAACCAAGUGAGUAAGUGAAAUGUAGCUUAUGCUGUGUAAUUCCCCCCCCCCUUUCUGUUCUUUCUUCUUUUCUUAGUAACACAGGCCAGGCAGCCUCGUCAAAGGAACUGAUGACAAAAAGGAAUUUCUCGCCAAGACUUCAGGUUGGAUAGCAUCUCAAACUACAAGAGCUCUCUAGUGAAAGAACCUCGGUUCAGGGAAGAUGAAUCCAAACAGCAAAACCAAAUAAAGUGGGGCCAGGUGACUGGGCGAAGCUGAUCGCUGUCCCAUCAUCACAGUGCUGAAGCCAAAGGCCGCAGGGUCAGCGAGUCACACCAGAUGGUACACGGACAUGCAAGCCAGAAGGAACUUCAAGGAGAUGCAUCUAACUAGGUCCCUGAUCAUUCCAUUGCUAACAGCCUGGGGCUCUUGAAUGCCUUUCAGAGAACUCUGGUCUCUAAUAAAGCCUCGAAUGCACACACACACACACACCAUCCUACACUCUAAGCUGCUCCUUGGGUAAGAGUCUAUACUUAUGGAAAUGUAGAAACAAACAUUUUUAAAUAGCUGCUGUACUUUUCACGUUUUGAUUUAUUAGGUACUAGCACCAAGGGGGACAGAAUUCAGCACUUGGACUAGCAUAGGAUGAGUCAAACUUCUCUUGUACAAAGUGAAUUAACUGAUUUGUGAA